Hydra vulgaris (swiftwater hydra) is the source of this 1516-nucleotide messenger RNA. The record is from RefSeq and is a predicted model, not a curated record. Lineage: Eukaryota; Metazoa; Cnidaria; Hydrozoa; Anthoathecata; Hydridae.
UAUCUAUAAGCACACACAAUUAUUUUUUAUUUUUGAAAAUUUAUCCUUCAACACUAGCAGUUUGUUAAUUAAAAAAGGACUUCAUGUUUCUUUAUGGUUAUCACUCUACAAGGAUUUCACAAAUGUGAAAGACAUUAUCCAGGAAUGUGUGUUUGGAAAUGUGAAGAUUUAAAAGAAAAUAAAGCAUAAAUUAUGUCUUCAGAAGUUGAAGAAUCUUGUGCAACAAAUUAUUUUGAAGAUUAUUCUUGUGAUUUUGUAAAAAGAAAAGAAGAUAUUGGGAGAAAAGAGAAGGAUUUACAAACAAAAGAAAUUAUUAUUGAUAUAGUUGAUGGAACUUGUCCAGAAUGUUGCGAUAAUGUGAAUAUAAAGAAUAUAAUUUCUGAAAAAAAGGGAUGGGCAAAUAAACUUUCCUUCAGUUGUCAGACCUGUAAAUGGUGUAAAUUUAUUUUUACUUCCAAAGAAGUUGAAGCUUUAGGAGAAUCUGGACAAAAAGGAUAUGAUGUCAACUUGAGGUCUACAAUGGCAUUUCGAGAAACUGGUCUAGGUCAUGAAGCCAUGACAAAAUUUUCAAUGGUUAUGAACUUGAGUGAACCAAUUAAUGAUAAUGCUUAUAAUAAAAUAAAUAAAAAACUAAUGGAUGCUUAUUCGAAAGUAGCUGCUGAUAGUAUGCUAAAUGCAGCAAGUUUAUUUGUAGACAGAAAUAAUUAGCCCACUAAUUGCACUGUAUCUGUUGAUGGUACUUGGCAAAAAUGUGGCCAUGAUUCACUUAACGGUGUUGUUACUACCAUUGCACGCGGGCUGGAAAUUGAUAAAUGUAUUGAUUUUUAUAUUAUGACUAAAAAAUGCAAAGCAUGUGAAAUAUGGGAGAAACAUCGUGGAACAGAAGCUUAUAACACUUGGUUUUCUGAUCACGAUUGUGAUAUAAAUCAUACCAAAUCUGCAGGUUCAAUAGAAUCUGAAGGUGCAAUUCAUAUGUUCAACCGUUCUGAGUCAAAAUAUAACUUAAGGUAUAACAAUUACAUUGGUGAUGGUGAUUCUAGUUCAUUUAAAAGGGUAGUUGAAUGAAAGCCAUAUGGAGAUGCAUUCAUAAUUAAUAAAUUAAAAUGCCUUCAUGGCCAAACGCAAAAUAUAAAUGAGUGUUUGAAUGGAAUUAUUUGGGCACGCUGUCCAAAAUCUACUUAUUGUAGCAGGAAAGUUCUUACAAUCGGUGUGUGUUCUGCUAUCAAAAGUUUCAAUGAUGGCAUUAAUGGUAUUGGAAAUGUUUUUGAUUGUUUAGAUAUUCCACGUGGAAGUUUUUUUGAACAAAAUGCUUUAAAAAGUGAUAAUCAUAGAGUUAUAAUUCAUCGUAAACAAUCAUCUAAUAUUUCAAAAAAACAAAGAAAAGUAAGAAGAAGCCUAAGAAAAGGGUAUAUAGACAAAAACAAAGAUAUUGAAGGGUGCCAAUCUUAUAAUUCAGGAUCCUAUUGAGUUAACUCUGUUUUGUUUUAUGUCAAUAAAUAUUAACUGAUUUUUAAAA